GUAAAGAUAUAUGAACGAGUGCCGGGACGCGGUAUUUUCUUCAUAUAAAAAUAAAAAAUAAGAAAUAAAAAAAACGCAUGCGCGGUUUGCGAUUUUGUAAAAUAAAAUUUCUAUUUAAAUGCUGCUUGCCUAUAUUUUGUGCAAUAUUUUUUUUAAAUUGUAUACGAGUAGAAUACGCUUCGCCGGUAAAAUAUUUUUUUUCGUGAAUUAAAUAAUAUAAAAAUUCUGCAAAAAAUUUUUCUUGUCUAAUAAUUUAUCAAAUUACAAUUGCAAUAUGACAAAAACUGUGCCCAUUGGAUCUAUAAAGCAAAAUUCUAGUUUUGGAAAUUUAAAAUCUUUUGAAGAAGAUGUUGCUGAGGCCCGAGUAUUGGUAAUUUACACUGGUGGAACAAUUGGUAUGAUGAGAAAUAAUGACGAUGUACUAGAACCUAUAGCCGAUACCUUAGUCAAAGAAUUAAGACAAUAUCCCAAUUUACAUGACAAAAAGUAUGCAUCAAAGCGUUUUGGUGAUGAGAAUAAUAUGACGCCACUUUGUCUUCCAUCGGUGCAAGGGGAAACGAGGCGUAUUAUAUAUUCGGUUAUAGAAUAUGAUCCAUUACUUGAUUCAAGCAAUAUGUCAAUUAAAGAAUGGAGUCAAAUUGCUGAAGAUAUUAAACAUUCAUAUGAAUUUUUUGAUGGAUUCGUUGUGUUACAUGGCACCGAUACUUUAUCUUAUACAGCUUCAGCUCUAUCAUUCAUGUUCGAAAACUUAGGAAAAACCGUAAUAAUAACUGGUUCGCAAAUACCAAUUUUUGAGACAAGAACCGAUGGAAAAGAUAAUUUUACUUCAUCAUUGAUUAUAGCUGGAAAUUAUUCAAUACCUGAGGUAUGUGUGUUUUUUGGUACAAAAUUAAUGCGUGGCAAUAGGACUAUAAAAAUGAGUUCGAAUGCUUUGGAUGCCUUUGAUAGUCCAAACUGCCCUCCAUUAGCGAAAAUGGGAAUUAAACUUAAUAUUGAUUAUAGGCAGAUUUUUAGGCCAUAUAGUGUGUUUAAAUUUACAGUUCAUUCGGUAUUAGAUGAAAAUGUAGGAAUAUUACGUUUAUUCCCAAAUAUAACAACAGCAACAUUUAAAGCCUUCUUGAAACCACCUAUGAAAGGAAUCGUUUUGCAGUCAUUUGGAUGCGGUAAUAUUCCAUCUAAUAGGCAAGAUAUUCUUGAUGAACUAAGCAACGCUAACAAAUUGGGGAUAAUUGUUGUAAAUUGUACUCAAUGUACUGAGGGAAGUAUUUCAAAAAGUUAUGAAACUGGUCACGUUUUAUAUAACUUAGGUGUUAUAUCUGGAUAUGAUAUGACACCAGAAGCAGCCCUUAGCAAAUUGGCAUAUGUUCUCGGAAAAGACGAAUGGGAUUUUGAAACAAAGAAAAGAAUGUUACAAACAAAUUUACGUGGUGAAAUGAAUACAGGAAAAGACAAUAAAUUACAAGAGUACGAUUUAAUUGAUGCUGUAGCUAGAUCAUUACCAUCAGCUUCACCUGAACAAGUUGAAGAAUUAGGGGCAACUUUAUUUCCUGCUAUGGUUAAUACAGCUAUUCUAGAAAAUGAUAUUAAUAAAGUGAAUAAUUUAAAAUCAUACGGAGCCGACUUAUCUGCUAGUAAUUAUGAUCACAGAACAUCAUUGCAUAUUGCAUGUGCAGAAGGGAAUUUUGAAAUGGUUCAAUAUUUGUUAUUACAAGGAGUAAGUGUUCAUAAAAAAGAUAGAUUCGAUAGAACAGCGUUGUUAGAAGCAAUAUCUGGUAAUUAUCAUGACAUUAUUCGUUUAUUAAUGAAAUGUGGAGCACAUUUAACUGGUUCGUCGAGAGCAGUCGGUGAAGAAUUAUGUCUAGCUGCAUCAAAAAAUUCUGUUGCAAGAUUAGAAUCUCUUAGAUUGGCUGGUGCUGAUCUAUCGCAAGAAGAUAUAUCAGGAAGAACUGCAUUACAUUUGGCAGCAUUACAUAAUCACAUUGAGGUAAUAGAAUUUUUGUUAGAUAAAAAUGUUAAUAAAACUCAUUUAGACAUGCUAAAACUAUCACCAUUAGAUUAUGCUAUUAAGGCUGAUAAUGAAAAAGUUAUUGAAAUGUUAAAGUAAAUUCAUGUCAAUUGAGUCUCAAACUAAAAUUUAAGACGUCUAUAUUUUUAAAAGUACAUACUUGUGUGGGUAUGUGUGUAUAGUAAUAUACUAAUCAAUAAUAUUUAUAUUUAAUGUUGUGUAACAAUAAUAAUGUAUAAUGACACACAAAGGUUUACAUAAGUAUUUUAUAUUUGUAACAUAUGUACAUAAAUGUAUGUUAUCUAGUGAAUUGUAAUUGCGGAUAUUCCCGUAUUUUUAAUUGAAAAGUAGUAAGAUUGAUGAAUAAUAAAAAUUUGGUGUAAUCUUAAAUGUUUUAAUAAUAUCGCUAUAAACAGCGAGCUACAAAUUUGUAUAUGUAUGACAUAAUUUUUAUUUUAAUCACAAUACGCAUUGUCUUAUUCUUAGGAAUAUUUUAA
This is a messenger RNA of Condylostylus longicornis, 2502 nucleotides long. RefSeq names its product L-asparaginase. Gene Ontology annotation, molecular function: protein binding; asparaginase activity. The coding region runs from base 275 to 2104 and encodes 609 amino acids. Gene Ontology annotation, biological process: amino acid metabolic process. NCBI's taxonomy places the organism in Eukaryota, Metazoa, Arthropoda, Insecta, Diptera, Dolichopodidae. The transcript has a single exon. The record is from RefSeq and is a predicted model, not a curated record.